Messenger RNA from Zingiber officinale, 1014 nucleotides. Its product is annotated as zinc finger MYM-type protein 1-like. The record is from RefSeq and is a predicted model, not a curated record. The coding region runs from base 1 to 1014 and encodes 337 amino acids. The transcript has a single exon. Lineage: Eukaryota; Viridiplantae; Streptophyta; Magnoliopsida; Zingiberales; Zingiberaceae.
AUGAAUGAGAAUAUUGGGGACAUCGUCUUAGAGAAAGCUCCAAAAAAUGUAAAGUAUACUUCACCAGAUAUUCAGAAAGAUAUUUUGAAUAUUUUUGCCAAUCAAGUGAGAACUAAGAUUCGUAAAGAAGUCGGGGAUGCAAAAUUUUGUAUUUUAGUUGAUGAAGCAACAGAUACAUCUAACAAAGAGCAGAUGGCUAUUGUAUUAAGAUUUGUGGAUAUUGAUGGUUUUUUACGAGAGCGGUUCUUUGCUAUUGUACAUGUGACUGACACAACUGCUGCAACACUUAAGAAAAAAAUAUCUGAUACUCUUGGCUGUUAUGACUUGCAUAUCCACAACAUGCGGGGACAAGGAUAUGAUGGUGCUAGCAAUAUGCGUGGCUCUUGGAAUGGAUUAGAAGCUCUAUUCUUGAAAGAUUGUUCAUGUGCAUAUUAUGUACAUUAUUUCGCUCAUCGACUUCAACUAGCAUUAACUGCAGCUGCUGAAAAAGAGGUAUCCAUUUGGUUAUUCUUUUCAAAACUGAAUUCCAUUUGUAAUCUCUUUAAUGCGUCUCCUAAACGUCAUGCUAAGUUACUUUCUGCUCAAAAAGCUGAAGUUGCGCAUAUGGUAGCUAUUGGUGAACGUGAUACUGGUAGAGGAUGUAAUCAAAUUGAAAAUUUACUACGGCCUGGAAAGACUCGCUGGAGUUCUAAUUUUGACUCAAUUUGUAACAUGAUUGAUAUGUAUAGUUAUGUGAUUACCGUAUUAGAAAACAUGGUGUACGAUGGGUCCUCUAACUCCAUCCGUGGUGAAGCUAGUGGUUUGCUGAUAGCGAUGAAGUCUUUUGAUUUCAUAUUCAUAUUACAUUUGAUGCAAAAGAUAAUGGGGUUAACAAAUCUGCUUUGUCGAGCAUUGCAAGAGAAAUCUUUAGAUAUUUUAAAUGCAAUGGACUAUGUUAUAAAUCUGCUACAGGUCGUUCUUGUCAACAAAAUGAUUCAAUCACAGUUGAGUGUUAGGAUCUACGGUCGCGGCUAG